Messenger RNA from Parathielavia appendiculata, 724 nucleotides. RefSeq lists its product as uncharacterized. NCBI's taxonomy places the organism in Eukaryota, Fungi, Ascomycota, Sordariomycetes, Sordariales, Chaetomiaceae. The record is from RefSeq and is a predicted model, not a curated record. The coding region runs from base 221 to 673 and encodes 150 amino acids. The transcript has a single exon.
ACAAAGGUGGCUCUGGUUUGCUUGGUUUUUAACACUGGGUGUCUGGCUCACCUGCGUGGUCUGCCCUUCCUCGGGACUCUACGACUCUACCAUCUGCGAAAGAAGGAUCAAGAGGACAGAUUCUGGAACCGGCGUCAAGAACUACAGCAGCCAACAGCGUUUACCCAUCCUGCCACUCCGAUUCGAACAACACAAGCCCCCCGACUCCGCCCCGACAUACAUGCUCGGCACGCUACACAGCCGUCGUUUCCUUGCGGUUAGUCGGACGUCUGAUGCAUCCGCGACGGACUUGGAGGGCAAUGCCCAUUUGGAUGUUUGGCCGCGGUUCAUGGGCAUCAAUCAAAGCUUGGCAGCGGACUUAGCGUUGUGGGCUAUCUUCCCAAACCCAGGAGGCGGGCCUGGUCGGGCAGGCCAGCCCAGGACUGAGGUAUGGGGAAUAGGGGGCAGGUGGAUGCGGUGCGAAAAUUGUGAGAAACGGCAAAUGGCACCAUGCAACGGCGACAAGGACUGGUAUGUAUUGUAUGCUGCGGCAGUUAUACUCACACCAACUAGAUCCGACAAUCUAUCCGUCACUGUCCCUGUCGCGAAGCAAACGAAUCUAGCAAUAGGGAUUAGAAUUGGGGAAAGGGUGGAAUGGACGGGGGAGAUAACGUACUGCAUGGGCAACCCAUGAGACCACUACUGACAGAAAGGGUAAGUUUGCGAGGCGCCGUCUCCGUACUUU